Molecule: messenger RNA, 197 nt
Organism: Dentiscutata erythropus
Lineage: Eukaryota; Fungi; Glomeromycota; Glomeromycetes; Diversisporales; Gigasporaceae
Source: the annotation of a GenBank genome assembly
AUACGAUUGUUAGAAUUAAGUUGAUGAGGCAGCAUGUAAAAGAAGAAGCUAAUUUGUUAGUUGUGUGGGCUCUGGAUACAUAUCCAGUGGAGCGUGAAGAUUAUGAUAUGAGUUGUGCUGUUUUUGUGAAGGAUGGUUUUUUCUCUGUCAGAGGUAAAAUUAUUCCUGGGUUUUAUGGAGGAAAGAAAAGGAUGAAG